Molecule: messenger RNA, 324 nt
Organism: Suillus bovinus
Lineage: Eukaryota; Fungi; Basidiomycota; Agaricomycetes; Boletales; Suillaceae
Exons: 2
Source: RefSeq, a predicted model, not a curated record
GGGAGUGGAUACCGUAUAAAUGUCCGAAGUGGCGUUAUUGCUGGGCAUAAAGUUACCUGUCUCUGGAAAACGCAGGUUAUCUACUUGUGUUACUCUGAUACCGCUUCGAAGUUAUAUUUCUACUCUCACCCCGAGCUUUUGAGAUGGCUUCAAGGAGUCGUUGUUUCACACGUAAUUGGUGUACAUGAUGGAUCUAAUGGACAAAAGAGUAUUUUCAUGGAAACACCUCAUCACAUAUUGUGGCAUACAGCACAUCUAGGCUUGUCCAUCGGCGAGAAACAGGCGGUCAUUCGAGCUUACGAAACCUUGCAUGCACAUGGUAUC